This is a messenger RNA of Eublepharis macularius, 918 nucleotides long. RefSeq names its product sperm acrosome associated 6 (gene SPACA6). The record is from RefSeq and is a predicted model, not a curated record. The transcript is spliced from 8 exons. The coding region runs from base 1 to 918 and encodes 305 amino acids. Gene Ontology annotation, biological process: fusion of sperm to egg plasma membrane involved in single fertilization. NCBI's taxonomy places the organism in Eukaryota, Metazoa, Chordata, Lepidosauria, Squamata, Eublepharidae.
AUGACAUCACCAGCACCCCCAAAGAGCCUCUCCCAGCAUGCAGCGCUGGCGGGCCCCGGAGACUCGGGCUUCGUCGACGGCUCGUUGCCGGUGGAGACGCAGAGGAGGCGCCCGGCAGGUGCAUUCGAAAUGGAAAAGCUGAAGGAUAUUUUUGCCAGGAUCCUCUUUUACCUGGAAGAGAGAGGCAUGGCCAAGGUGCCGUAUCAUGAAGCCAUUCCAGAGGCGGCUGAAAAGAUUCAAAAAGAAGUGGCGCAACUACAAGCAGCUCCGGCCUGCAUCCCGCCGUGCGGGUUCCAGAAAGAGGCCCGUACCUACAAAUGCAAAUCCUGCCGUAUUGUAGAAUGCCCGCUGCCCAUCGACUGCCCAGUUCAGGAUGUUCACAAAGUUGAAGGGGACAUCACUGUUCUGAAGUGCAGCGUGAAGUUCUCGGUUCCUCCAGAGAGGCUCAUCAAGUGGAAGUUCGUCAAGGAUAUUCGAAGCCAGGAUCUUUCGUUCUUCGAAAACCUUUACACUGGAACUGAUUCUUCCUUCAUCAUCAGGCCCACGACGGGAGCCCAUCACGGAACAUAUGCCUGUGAAAUUGCCGAGGGGAACGAUGUACUGGUCAGAAAGUAUAUAUAUCUCAAUGGUGAGACCCGGGGGCAGUUUCAGGGUUCUGAAAGGAUGAGGCAGAAAACUCACCGUGGCGGUGCAGAUGUGACGGCAAAGCAGCUCGGAAAGGAAAAGGAACUACAAGGGAUGUUCCAGGCCAUCCUGAACGCCCCACCAGGGGCUGCGGCAGAGGAAGUGGUGGAGGAAAGCCUCCCUUCUCUGGAAGACUUGCUGCGGGAACCAGACUCGCUGCACAAAAAAAACGUGCUCCUUCUCUUCGUUGGCCUGAUUUUGAGCUCGAUGCUGGUUACUCUUCUGCUUAUGUGA